This is a messenger RNA of Amyelois transitella, 1661 nucleotides long. Its product is annotated as WD repeat-containing protein 89. The record is from RefSeq and is a predicted model, not a curated record. Lineage: Eukaryota; Metazoa; Arthropoda; Insecta; Lepidoptera; Pyralidae. The transcript has 7 exons. Gene Ontology annotation, molecular function: protein binding. Bases 93 to 1232 code for a protein of 379 amino acids.
CGAGAUUUCUUCUACCUAUAUUAACUAAACUUAAAAGCAUUUAUAAAUAUUCAUUAUUUAUAAAUGCUUUUAAGUGUGAAUAUCUAGAUAAUAUGGCAGAUAUAAUAGACAGUGAAGAUUUCGACAAAGAUACAGUUGACUCAGAAACUUUAGAACAACUUUUUAGCAAAAAAUAUGAAUUGAUCGCUGAAACUACUGUGUCCCUCAAGAAAUCCUAUAUUAAUAAGUUAGCAGGCACAAAAUCAUCAAAAUUAGCAGUUAGUUUACAAGACAAUAGCAUAGAAAUAUAUGAGUUCCACAACGGAUCCUUAUCAAAGACAUGUCGACUGAGCGGGCACAAGAAAGCCCUGAAAGAAUUAGUGUACAGCCCUAAGGAGGAUCACCUGCUGUUCUCAGCUGGAGAAGAUGGACUGGUUAAGCUGUGGGACACUCGGCAGAGUGGAAGCUGUGUUCAAGAGUAUAACGAUGAAGAAUCCGGCAUCACCCGGCCUUUUGAAUGCAUGGACGUGUCGUGCAAUGGCCGGUUGCUGUGCGCUGGCAGUCAGGUCGUGGAAGAUGACGCAUACCUCGUCUUCUGGGACACGAGGAACACAAAGCCUCUCGGAGGGUAUUGGGAGUCACAUACCGACGAUAUCACUCAGGUGAAAUUCCACAAUGACAAAACGGAAGUACUAGCGACAGGCUCCCUAGACGGUCUUCUGAACAUCUUCAACAUAAUGGAGCAGUGUGAAGAUGACGCAUUAUUAUACUCUCUUAACGUGGAGAACUCCGUGGAGAGGAUAUCCUGGCUGGUCGGGGACCAGGUGGGCUGCGUGACCCAGAGCAAUGACCUACAGCUGUGGGACUCGGCGACUGGGGAUCUGGUCAGGAGUUAUGGCAGGGAUAAGAUUGCUAGGAGUAUGAAGAGAAGUAAGGAUGACGACUGCUACCUGGUGGAUGUCUUCACCUCCACAGACGACACUCCUGUUGUAUUGGCCGGCUCGUACGGAGGGGACGGACAUGUGCUGAGGUCGCUGAGUAUAACAAACAAGAAGUUACAACCUCACUCAAACUUCGCGCAGAACAAACAAGUGGUCCGGUGCUGCUGGUAUCAGAAAGAUCACGAGCUGAUGGUGACCGCGGGCGAGAGCGGCGCGCUGGGCGUGUGGCGCGCGGCGCACGCGCAGCCCGCGCCGCGCCAGCCCGCGGCCGCGCUCGGCAGGCUGCGCGCGCGUCGGCAACGACCUUACUGAUAUAUAUUAUCUAAACAAGCUUGUUUGUUUUACUUUCUUUAAUUUUUUUUUAAUUGACUUUUAUUUGACAUUUUAGUAAAAAGAAAUAUUUUUUACUACGCUUUUAUUAUUACUCUUAAAGUUCUAAUAAGUAGAGCACCUUUUUAAAGUGCGUAAUGCCCAGUAUUGGCCAUUAAUAUCUAUGUACGUUCUUAUAAAAUUACUUAUGGCACUUAUUAACAUUUAUGAAAAAAAAUGAAGGAGGCUAUCUCUGGGUUACCUAAAUAUACUUAUUUUACAUAAAUAUAGGUAGCUUUUAAGAAAAUAAAACCUACGCGCCAAAUAUUAUCAUUUUUGUGCGUCAAAACGAAGAACGUUGAAAUAAAAAUCCAAAAUUCAGUAAAUCCUUUAUUUGGAAGUACUGUAAAAGCUAGCAAACACUAAAAAUAU